AAUAUCAAAUCAGCGAAAAACAAGUGUCGUCAGUUAAUCGUCAGUGGUUGCAUCGGUUGCAUCGAUAACCGAUAACCGAUAGGCACACACACCUACACACCUACACACCCACACCUUACACAAACAAAAAAUGGAUUCGCUGGAGCGUCUAAUGCGAGCCGCCCCCUUGCCCCGCAUGCUGACAAGCGGCGUUGUGGCCACAGCCGCCGCUGCCGCUGCCAGCGCCGCUGCCGGCGUCAAGGGCGUCGUUGGCGUUGGCAUCGCCGGCAGCAUGGCGGCAGGGCAGCAACAGCAGCACCAACAGCAGCAGCGUGCCCUCGUCCACGCCUCGCUGGCGGCGGCGACAGUGGGACGCAAGGGACGACAUUUGACCGGCACAUUUUGCCUCACCGGCGACACCAUGGAGGGCAUCAUACAGUGUUUGGUAUUUCUCAAAGCAUUCUCGCUGGUCGGCGGUGAAUUCGAUAUGGAAUUGAAUUUUGUGAUACAGGAUGCGCAGAAUAUUAAACAUAUGCUCGAGCUGCUGGAUCAUUGUCCGCCCAAUUUGCAGGCCGAGAUCUGGAGCGUGUUUAUUGCGAUUCUGCGAAAGAGCGUUCGCAAUCUGCAAGCGUGCACAGACGUUGGACUCAUCGAGCAUGUGCUCGUCCGCCUGCAACGCUCCGAGACCGUUGUGGCAGAUUUGCUCAUCGAGAUGCUGGGCGUAUUGGCGAGCUACAGCAUAACGGUUAAGGAGCUCAAACUGCUCUUUGGCACGAUGAAGGCCAACAAUGGCAAAUGGCCGCGUCAUUCGGCCAAAUUGUUGAAUGUGCUGAGGCAAAUGCCGCAUCGCAAUGGGCCGGAUGUGUUCUUCAGUUUCCCUGGACGCAAGGGAUCGGCAAUGGUUCUGCCACCGCUGGCCAAGUGGCCCUAUGAGAAUGGAUUUACCUUCACCACCUGGUUUCGAUUGGAUCCAAUUAAUUCGGUGAACAUUGAGCGCGAGAAACCGUAUCUCUACUGCUUCAAGACAUCGAAGGGCGUCGGUUACACGGCUCACUUUGUGGGCAACUGUCUCGUUCUCACAUCCAUGAAGGUCAAGGGCAAGGGCUUUCAGCAUUGUGUCAAAUAUGAAUUCCAGCCCCGCAAGUGGUAUAUGAUUGCCAUAGUGUAUAUAUACAAUCGUUGGACGAAGAGCGAAAUCAAGUGCCUCGUGAAUGGACAGCUGGCGUCGUCAACCGAAAUGGCCUGGUUUGUUUCCACAAACGAUCCCUUUGACAAGUGUUACAUUGGCGCCACGCCGGAAUUGGACGAGGAGCGCGUCUUCUGUGGCCAAAUGUCGGCAAUUUAUUUGUUCAGCGAGGCGCUGACAACGCAACAGAUCUGCGCCAUGCAUCGCCUGGGGCCGGGCUACAAGUCGCAAUUCCGCUUCGAUAACGAGUGCUAUCUGAAUCUGCCGGACAAUCACAAGCGGGUGAGUCACUUUCAACUAACAACGAGUUUGGGCGGUGCCGGCAGCCUCGACGUCGCUGCCCCAAUCGGUGGCAGUGGCAGUGGCAGUGGCAGCAACAACAACAACAACGCUGCUGCCUCAGGCACCACAACGGGUGCCACAUCGCAGCAGCAGACACAGCAGCAACAGCUGCAGCAGCAGCAACAGUUGCAGCUGCAAUUGCAAUUCCAAACACUUGCCGCCGAGCAAGAGGCACGUGCCAUCGAUUGGUCCGAUGAGCGACUCGAUUUGAGUGCCGCAUUCGUCAAGAUACGCGCUGUGCUCAUCGCACGCAAUGCGGUGGCAUUGGCUGCCGUCACGGGAGCAACUGCAGCUGCUGCUGCUGCAACCACAGCAGCGGCAACAGCAGCCACAACAACAGCUGCCAAAGGCGAGGCAACAACAUCACCGGCAGCUGCCACGCCUACAACGCCCACCGAUCAGCAGGCAGCGAGUGGCAACCACAACAACCACAACAACAACAGCAACAACAACACUUCGACGGAUGAUCCACUUGGCCAUUUGCCAACUGGAAAUGCUUCUUUUGAGCAACUGCGUCGCAUGUCCAGUGUGACCAGCCUGAGUUCCCUGGGCGCCAGCGCCGCCGACACUGAGGAAAUCAACCAGCUAAAAGCUGUGCUGUACGAUGGCAAACUAUCGAAUGCCAUUGUCUUCAUGUACAAUCCAGUGGCAACCGAUGGUCAACUCUGUUUGCAGUCUUCCCCCAAAGGAAAUGUUUCAUAUUUUGUACACACGCCGCACGCACUGAUGCUGCAGGAUGUCAAGGCUGUGGUCACGCAUUCGAUACACUGCACCCUCAACUCGAUUGGCGGCAUUCAGGUGCUGUUUCCGCUCUUCUCACAGCUGGACAUGGCGCACGAGGGCAUCAGCGACAUCAAACGAGAUCCGACGCUCUGCUCGAAGCUGUUGGGAUUCAUCUGUGAGCUGGUGGAGACAUCGCAGACGGUGCAACAGCACAUGAUACAGAAUCGUGGCUUUCUGGUGAUAUCCUUUAUGCUGCAGCGAUCGUCGCGCGAGCAUCUGACCCUCGAGGUCCUUGGAUCGUUUCUCAAUCUGACCAAAUAUCUGGUCACGUGCCUCUCGGCCAACAGUGAUUUGCUGCUGAAACAGUUGUUCUGUUUCUCAUUUCUCACGUGGCAGCUGCUCGAUCACGUGCUCUUCAAUCCGGCCUUGUGGAUCUAUACGCCAGCCAAUGUCCAGGCCCGUCUCUAUUCCUAUCUGGCCACCGAGUUUCUCAGCGAUACACAGAUCUAUAGCAAUGUGCGACGAGUCAGCACCGUUCUCCAAACGGUUCACACUCUCAAGUAUUACUAUUGGGUCGUCAAUCCACGCGCCAAGAGCGGCAUCAUUCCCAAGGGUUUAGAUGGACCGCGACCGGCUCAGAAGGAUAUUCUGGCCAUACGCGCCUAUAUUCUGCUCUUCCUCAAGCAGCUGAUCAUGAUCGGCAAUGGAGUCAAGGAGGAUGAAUUGCAAAGCAUACUCAACUAUCUGACCACCAUGCAUGAGGACGAGAACCUGCACGAUGUGCUGCAAAUGCUCAUCUCAUUAAUGUCGGAGCACCCGAGCUCCAUGGUACCUGCAUUCGAUGUGAAGCACGGUGUGCGCAGCAUCUUCAAGCUGCUGGCGGCCGAAAGUCAAUUGAUUCGCCUCCAGGCCCUCAAGCUGCUCGGCUUUUUCCUCUCUCGCAGCACACACAAGCGUAAGUACGAUGUCAUGUCGCCGCACAAUUUGUACACACUGCUGGCGGAGCGAUUGCUGUUGUACGAGGAGUCGCUGUCCCUGCCCACAUACAAUGUGCUCUACGAGAUUAUGACGGAGCACAUAUCACAGCAGAUACUCUACACGCGUCAUCCGGAGCCCGAGAGUCAUUAUCGCCUCGAGAAUCCAAUGAUACUGAAAGUGGUCGCCACGCUGAUACGACAAUCGAAGCAGACCGAAUCCCUCAUCGAGGUGAAGAAGCUCUUCCUGCAGGACAUGACGCUGCUGUGCAACAGCAAUCGUGAGAAUCGUCGCACCGUCCUCCAGAUGUCCGUGUGGCAAGAGUGGCUCAUUGCCAUGGCCUACAUCCAUCCGAAGAACACCGAGGAGCAAAAGAUUAGCGACAUGGUCUAUUCGCUGUUCCGCAUGCUGCUGCAUCAUGCCAUCAAGCACGAAUACGGCGGCUGGCGAGUCUGGGUCGACACGUUGGCCAUUGUGCACUCGAAGGUCUCCUACGAGGAGUUCAAACUGCAGUUUGCCCAAAUGUACGAACAUUACGAGCGUCAGCGUACCGACAACAUCACCGAUCCAGCACUGCGUCAGGCACGUCCCAUUAGCACAAUCAGUGGCUGGGAGCGUGAGGAGCUGCAGCAACAGCAAAACGGACCGGUUCCAGCUGUGCAACAGCAGCAGCAGCAACAACAGCCACAACAGCAACAGGUGCCAGCUAUUAAGGGCGCUGUGUCGAUAGCCUCGCUCGAGGAUGUGCCGCCCGUCCAGGAGGAAGAGGCCGAGGAACUGGAGCUGGAGAGCAUCGAUGUGGAGCCACAGCAACUGCAACUGCCCAGCGAUGUGACCAGCGAGUCCUGCGAGUCGUGUGCAGCCAACGGGGAGACAACCACAGAGACAACAGCUGUGCCCGCAACCGUUGCUGCUCCCUCGGUGAGUGGAGAGUCGGAGCCGGGUAAUAAGUCGGUGAUUGCAAACAUCUCGGAUGUGUACAACGAGCAAAUCAAAACGGAUGAAGCGCUGCAGGCGACACCAGCGAAUGCCAACUGCAAUGGCAGCCUUAGUCCCAGUCCCGAGGACAAGCCAGAGCAGCCGAUUGGUGGUCAGGCAGCGCUCAAGGAGACGCUGCAGCUGGGCGAUGAUCUCGAGGAGUUGGAGCUGGCCACCGCCAAGGAUGCGCUCGAUGUGGAGCAGCAUGUGGCGAGUGUGCUGCAAGCCUCCGAAGCGGCAUUGAAUGACUGUAAAAUGGUCGUGGAUGAUGUGCUCCAAGAGUCAUCGUCGGUGCUCAAAGACGAGGAGAUCGAGCUGGCCGUCAAUGAAGUGGUCCAGGGUGUCCUCAAGAGCGAGAAGAAGACCGCCCAGGACAAUGUGAGUCUGUUGAACAGCAAGAACCUGCUGAACAACAACAACAAUCCCAGCGAGCAAGAACAGUCACAGCAACAGCAACAGCAGCAACCGGAAACCGAGGUGAAUGCCAAUGAAGUUGGCAGCGAACAACAGCCAAGUCUGGGCACUACAACAACAACAACGACGAAAACGACGACGACGACGAAGGAAACGGAUUCCGAGUCGGAGAAGAAACCCGAAGCAGAGACAAAGACGGAGACGUCGAACACAGCCGCAGCAGCAACCAAUCAAAAGACUGAAGAUGCCGAGGCCAACAAGCUGAACAACAACGAGAAGCUCACGGCCAGCCAGCCAGAGACAACGCCAGCUCCCGCUCCCGCUCCCGUUGAGCUGGAGCUGAGCUCAUCGCUAAGCACAACCAUUGAGAGCAGCAGCGAUGAAUUGACAGCCUGCCUAACUCCCGAAAGUCCCGAGGAAGGUUCCAUCGAACCGCAGCCCGAGCUCGAUGAACAGCCCGAGGAUGUGGUUGCCACAGCAGUGCGUGACAUUGUUGAGCAGCUGAUCGACAAGGUCAUCGAUGCUGCCGAGAAGGAAGCCAAACAGGACACUACAAGCGAAACCGAGAAAGAGACCGUAAAGGAAACGGAAACCAACAACAACGAGUUGCCACAGAAAGAAGCCGAAACGCAGCCAGAAAAGACAGAAACAACAGAAAAGACAACAGCAGAAACAAAGACAGAAACAGUUGCUGAGACAAAGACAGCAACAGCAACAGCAGCAGAGACAGCGACAGCGACAAUUGCAGAUACAACUUCAGAGUCCAAGGACAAAUCGGAGUUAGUUGAGGACUUGAAUCAGUCGCCAAAGUCAGAGCUAGAACCAGAACCAGAACAAGAGAGCGUUGCUGAGGCAGCCAAAGAAAUCAUACAAGAAGUCGUUGAGGCGGCUCUGGACUUGGCUCAAUCGCCAAUUCUAGACACAGCAGAGUCCUCUCCCAUCCCUGAGCCAGCUGAGCAAGCGGCUCAAGUCCCAGCUGAAACUGCGUCCGCUCCAGCUGCAGCUGCAGUCGCCGAGGUGGAGAGCAAGGAGCUAGUGUCGGAGAUAGUGAACGAUGUGCUCGACACGUUGGUCGAUGAAACCAUUCAGGCUGUGGCCGUCGCCUCCGAGCAGACCACACAGACCACGCCCACUCCCGAUGAUCAACCAGAGGUCAUUGAGGUAGCGACAGCAGCAGCUGGAGCAGCUGCUGUGCGGGUUAAGCCCACCGAGGUGGACUCCACCACGCAGACGACACCAAAGAACGAGGCCGAUGCACACAAGGCGCUCGAGGAGCUGCAAGACGUCGAUGAGGAUGUUCACGAUGUGCAGGGCACAGUCGAUGACGAGGACUACGUCGUGCAGACGCCACAGGCAACAGCUGCAGCUGUGGCCAACGAGGGAGCCACGCAGCUCGAGGGUAAUCACUACGCUGGUGGUGCUCCAGUUGGUGCUGGCGCCGAGGCUGGCAAACAGCAGCGCUCCAAGUCCGGCUCGACGCGACCUAUGUUCAGUCCGGGUCCCACACGUCCGCCGUUCCGUAUACCGGAGUUCAAGUGGUCCUACAUCCAUCAGCGACUGCUCAGCGAUGUGCUCUUCUCCCUGGAGACGGACAUUCAGGUGUGGCGCAGCCACUCCACCAAGAGUGUCCUUGACUUUGUCAACUCCAGCGAGAAUGCCAUCUUUGUGGUGAACACCGUGCAUUUGAUAUCACAGCUGGCCGACAAUCUAAUCAUUGCUUGCGGUGGUCUAUUACCGCUGCUCGCCAGCGCCACAUCCCCCCAACGUAAGUUUCCUUCGGAACUCGAUGUGCUGGAGCCCACACAGGGCAUGCCCCUUGAGGUGGCCGUCUCGUUUCUGCAGCGACUCGUCAACAUGGCCGAUGUGCUCAUCUUUGCCACCUCGCUGAACUUUGGCGAACUCGAGGCCGAGAAGAACAUGUCCAGCGGCGGCAUCCUGCGCCAAUGCCUGCGACUCGUCUGCACCUGCGCCGUGCGCAACUGUCUCGAGUGCAAGGAGCGCACUCGCUACAAUGUUGGCGCCCUGGCUCGCGAUGUUCCCGGCGCCGCACACCUUCAGGCGCUCAUUCGUGGCGCCCAGGCAUCCCCAAAGAACAUUGUGGAGUCUAUUACCGGUCAAUUAUCUCCCGUCAAGGAUCCUGAGAAGUUGCUGCAGGACAUGGAUGUCAAUCGAUUGCGCGCCGUCAUCUAUCGCGAUGUGGAGGAAACAAAACAGGCGCAGUUCCUAUCGCUGGCCAUCGUCUACUUCAUAUCGGUGCUGAUGGUAUCGAAAUAUCGCGACAUAUUGGAGCCACCAGCAGAGCCACAAAUACAGCGUCAAUCACCAGUGCUGCAGCGCAGUUCCGCAAGCGAUGCCGCCAGUGCGCGUCCUUUGUUCCCACAAUGGUCGCAUCACGUCUAUCCGCAAUUUCUGCCCGAAUCGCAUCAGAAUCACGUUGCCGCCGCCUCCAUGCAACAGCAGCAGCAACAGCAGCAACAACAACAGCAGCAACACUACUAUCAGCAGCAACAGCAACAACAUCAGCAGCAGCAGCAGCAACAGCAGCAGCAACACAAUCACAGUCAUCAUCAUAUGGCUGCUGCCUACUAUCAGCAUCAGCAUCAGCAACAUGUCAACGCACAGCAGCAGCAGCAACAACAGCAGCAACAGCAACAGCUGGGUGGCAACAUUUCACCACCGCCACCAAUGGGCACACACUCGACAAGUUCGUCGGCCAGCUCGACAGCCACAUCGCAGCCAGCUUCGAGCUCAUCGCUGUCGUCGCUCGCCUCGCAGAGUCAGCAACAGUUGCCAUCAACAGCAACACUACAGCGUCAGCAACAGCUGCACAAGCAUCAACAGCAGCAGCAGCAGCAGCAGCAACACUAUCAUCCACAUCAGCCGCACUAUGCGCUAAUCAACGGACAUCAGCAACAGCAGCAACAGCAGCAGCAGCAGCAACAGUUGCACAAUGGCAAGCAUAGCCACUAUGAGAAUGGCAGCAACACUGCUGCUGGCUAUCAUCAUCAGCAUCCACAUGCGGGCUACAUGCGCAGCAUGGCACUGAACGGUGAACAGCAGCAACAGCAACAGCAACAACAACAGCAGCAGCCACAGAAUGGUCUUGGCCAGGAGCAGCAGCAACAUCAUCAUGCUGCUGCAGCUGCUGCUGCUGUUGGUGGUGUUGGUAGCCUGCUUAAUGGUCAUGCCAGCAGCAAUGGCAGCAACAACAAUGGCAACAUCAUUACCAGCAGCAACACCAGCAACAACAGCAACAACAGCAAUGUCAAUGGCAGCAACAACAACAUGCGCAACUUACGCAAUGGACACGCGGCAGCAGCCACAGCGAACGCAACGGCGGCAACACAAGCAGCGGCUGCUGCGGCUGCUGCUGCUGCUGCCGCUGGCGGAGCUGGAGGCGGUGGCGGUGGCGUAAGCGGAGGCGUAAGCGGAGGCGGAGGUUGCCUGGCCAUGAAUAUGGGCAUGGCCAUGGGCAUGCCCAAUGUGGGCGUUGGAUUGCACGAUGGAGGCGCCGCGUAUAAAACGAAUGCCAUCAAUAACAAUUAUCGCUACAAUGGACGCAAUGCUGGCCCCGGAACAGGCGGCCGUCAAAUCCAGGAUAGUGAUUAUGAGAUUAUCGUUGUCGAUGAGAACAAUCCCUCCGUGUUGGCGGACAACGAUUCCCACUCGAGUGGUCCACCAUCCAUUAAGGCUCAUAACAACAACAACAACAACAACAACACUAAGACUACAACAGUAACAACAACAACAACAACUACUACAACUGCAACAGCGACAACAACUGUAAAAUCAACAACAACAACAACAAGCAAAGAUACUAUCAAAAUUCAACAACAACCAUUGUCACCACCAAAGCCAAUGGUCCCACUCAAGUUGCCAAAGAGCGUCGACUCGGAUGUGGGCUCCUUGAACAUGAACUCAACGGAGAACGAAGUGGUCGAGGUGGAGUCAUCCAGCGACAUUCUCGCCGACGAGCACAAACCGAGCAACUCCAACGACGAGAGCUGGACGGAUGUGAACCUGAACGAAGACGCCGCUGUGCAGGCGGCCGCAAGUGCCGGACUCGUUGUGGGACUUGUCGAUGGCAGCAAUGCAGCCAACAAACACGAUGUCCAUCAGCAACAUGGCCAGCAACAGCAGCAGCAACAACAGCAACAACAGCAAGGUCCGGGUAUGGGAAUGAUGGGAGGAUCGGAGCGGGGCGAUAAACCCGACUCGGAGAUCUCGGUGGUGCGUGUGCCCGAUGGCUAUGGCGCCGCCGUGUCAGCUGGCAAUGUGAGCGGCGGUGGCGGUGGCGGUGGUAAUAUGCCUGGCAACAAUGCAGCCGGCAAUGGCAGCAGCGGUGCCGUUGGUGUUGGUGUCGGUGUCGCUGGCGGACAACAGCAGCGCAGUCGACCCGACGAGCUGCCAAUGAAGCCGCCAGCUCUCGUUGCCCAGCUGCCGCUGACGACGCCGUCGCGUGAGGCGAGUCUCACCCAAAAGCUGGAGAUUGCCCUCGGUCCCGUCUGUCCGCUGUUGCGUGAAAUCAUGGUCGACUUUGCGCCGUUCCUCUCGAAGACGCUCGUCGGUUCGCAUGGCCAGGAGCUGCUGAUGGAGGGCAAGGGUCUGACGACGUUCAAGAACUCGCACUCGGUGGUCGAGCUGGUGAUGUUGUUGUGCUCCCAGGAGUGGCAGAACAGUCUGCAGAAGCAUGCGGGUCUCGCCUUCAUCGAGCUGAUCAACGAGGGACGUCUGCUCUCGCAUGCGAUGAAGGAUCACAUUGUGCGCGUGGCCAACGAGGCGGAAUUCAUACUGAAUCGCAUGCGGGCCGACGAUGUGCUCAAGCACGCUGACUUUGAGUCACAGUGCGCCCAAACGUUGCUCGAGCGCCGUGAGGAGGAGCGCAUGUGCGAUCACCUGAUCACUGCGGCAAGGCGUAGGGAUAAUGUGAUUGCCAGCCGGUUGCUGGAGAAGGUCAGGAAUAUAAUGUGCAAUCGCCAUGGGGCUUGGGGCGAGGCCAAUGGCAGUACUGGAAAUGGAAAUGGAAAUAGUAAUGGCUCGGUAAUGGGUUCGCAGUUGGCGCUGCACAAGAGCACCUACUGGAAGCUGGAUGCGUGGGAGGACGAUGCUCGUCGGCGCAAGCGCAUGGUGCAGAAUCCCCGGGGAUCUUCGCAUCCCCAGGCCACGUUGAAGGCGGCCCUGGAGAACGGGGGACCCGAGGACGCCAUUCUACAGACUCGUGAUGAGUUCCACACUCAGAUCGCUGUGUCGCGCGCUCAUCCCUCGUCGCAGCACAACAGCGAGCUGCUCGACGAUGCCGAGCUCCUCAUCGAGGAUCGAGAAUUGGAUCUGGAUCUAACGGGACCCGUCAACAUCAGCACCAAGGCGCGUCUGAUAGCGCCUGGACUUGUGGCGCCGGGCACUGUGUCGAUAACGAGCACCGAGAUGUUCUUUGAGGUCGAUGAGGAUCACCCGGAGUUCCAUAAGAUCGAUGCCGAGGUGCUGAAGUAUUGCGAUCAUUUACACGGCAAAUGGUAUUUCUCCGAGGUGCGUGCGAUCUUCUCGCGUCGCUAUCUGCUGCAGAACGUGGCCCUCGAGAUCUUCUUGGCCAGCCGCACCUCGAUACUGUUCGCCUUCCCCGAUCAGCAUACGGUGAAGAAGGUGAUCAAGGCGCUGCCUCGCGUCGGCGUCGGCAUCAAGUACGGCAUACCGCAGACGCGUCGCGCCUCGAUGAUGUCCCCUCGUCAGCUGAUGCGCAACUCGAACAUGACCCAGAAGUGGCAGCGUCGCGAAAUCUCCAAUUUCGAGUACUUGAUGUUCCUCAACACGAUCGCCGGUCGGACCUACAACGAUCUGAAUCAGUAUCCCAUCUUCCCCUGGGUGCUGACCAACUACGACUCGAAGGACCUGGACCUCAGUCUGCCGUCAAACUAUCGCGAUCUCUCGAAACCGAUUGGUGCACUCAAUCCGUCGAGGCGCGCUUACUUCGAGGAACGCUACGAGAGCUGGGACAGCGAUACCAUACCACCAUUCCACUAUGGCACACACUAUUCGACGGCGGCCUUCACCCUCAACUGGUUGGUGCGCGUCGAACCGUUUACGACCAUGUUCCUGGCCCUGCAGGGCGGCAAAUUCGAUUAUCCGGAUCGGCUGUUCUCCUCCGUCUCGCUGAGCUGGAAGAAUUGCCAGCGCGACACGUCCGAUGUGAAGGAACUGAUACCCGAAUGGUAUUUCCUGCCCGAGAUGUUCUACAAUGCGUCCGGCUAUCGGUUGGGACAUCGCGAGGAUGGCGCUCUCGUUGAUGACAUUGAGCUGCCGCCGUGGGCGAAAAGUCCGGAGGAAUUUGUGCGCAUCAAUCGCAUGGCACUCGAAUCGGAGUUUGUCAGCUGCCAGCUGCAUCAGUGGAUCGAUCUGAUAUUCGGUUACAAGCAGCGCGGUCCCGAAGCCAUUAGGGCCACCAACGUGUUCUAUUACCUCACCUACGAGGGCAGCGUCGAUCUCGACGGUGUCUUGGAUCCGGUGAUGCGCGAAGCGGUCGAAAAUCAAAUCCGUAACUUUGGCCAAACACCAAGCCAACUGUUGAUGGAGCCGCAUCCGCCGCGCAGCUCGGCGAUGCAUCUGUCGCCGAUGAUGUUCAGCGCAAUGCCCGAGGAUCUGUGCCAGAUGCUUAAGUUCUAUCAGAACUCGCCGGUCAUCCACAUCUCGGCGAACACGUAUCCGCAGCUGUCGCUGCCCUCGGUGGUCACGGUGACGGCGGGACAUCAGUUUGCCGUGAAUCGAUGGAACUGCAAUUAUACCGCAUCCGUCCAGAGCCCGAGCUACGCGGAGUCGCCACAAACGCCGGGCUCCAAUCAACCGCUGACAAUCGAUCCAGUGUUGGCUGUGCAUGGCACCAACAACAAUAGCAAUGCGGUCAGUCGCCGUCAUUUGGGCGAUAACUUUAGCCAGAUGCUGAAAAUACGCUCCAAUUGCUUUGUGACCACCGUCGACAGCCGUUUUCUGAUUGCCUGCGGCUUCUGGGACAACAGUUUCCGUGUGUUUGCCACCGAAACGGCGAAAAUCGUGCAAAUUGUAUUCGGACACUUUGGCGUCGUCACGUGCAUGGCACGCUCUGAGUGCAACAUCACCUCAGACUGUUAUAUUGCCUCCGGUUCGGCUGAUUGCACUGUGCUCCUCUGGCAUUGGAAUGCACGCACCCAGAGCAUUGUCGGCGAGGGCGAUGUGCCGACGCCGCGGGCCACAUUGACGGGUCACGAGCAGGCUGUCACCUCGGUGGUCAUCAGCGCCGAGCUGGGACUCGUUGUCUCUGGCUCAACGAAUGGCCCCGUUUUGAUACACACAACAUUCGGCGAUUUGCUGCGCUCGUUGGAUCCACCCGUUGAUUUCCACUCGCCAGAGUUGAUAACAAUGUCUCGUGAGGGCUUCAUAGUCAUUAACUACGACAAGGGCAAUGUGGCUGCUUACACGGUCAAUGGCAAGAAGCUGCGCCACGAAACGCACAACGACAAUCUGCAGUGCAUGCUGCUGUCGCGCGAUGGCGAGUAUCUGAUGACAGCUGGCGAUCGUGGCAUUGUCGAAGUGUGGCGCACUUUUAAUCUGGCACCGCUCUAUGCCUUCCCCGCCUGCAAUGCGGGCAUACGCUCGCUCUCGCUCACACACGAUCAGAAAUAUUUGCUGGCUGGCUUGUCAACUGGUUCGAUAAUUGUGUUCCACAUUGACUUCAAUCGCUGGCAUCACGAGUAUCAGCAGCGUUACUAGAGAACUCGUCGCUCGCUACUCGCCACUCGCUACUCGCUCGUUCCAUGUCAGUGCAGCGAAAUCAAAAAAAUGUGUGAGAAACAGAAACAGAGAGAGAGAAAGAGAGUGCAGGCAAGUAAACGAGCAGAAACAAUGUACUUAACUAAAACCGAUGAAAAGUGAAACAGCAGAAAGAAGAAGAAGAAGAAAUCGCGAGAUCAUAAGAACGAGAACGAGAACGAAUGAACGUUCGUUGUUCAAUAUUUGUUUGUUUCUUUAUAUGUUUUAAACUUGUUUUUUUUUGCCCUCUUAUCGAUAGACAUUUACAAAUACUAGGCUUAUAAGCGAAAGAAAGAAAACAAAAACAAAAACCUAACAAAAUAUAUAUAUUUUUUUUGUCUAGCAUUACUUAUGAUAAUAGCAUAUUAAUUAGUACUUGUAUGUUUGGUGUGAGCCAGUCAAAAGAAAAACACUUUUUUUUUUACUAGUUAUACGACGUGUAGUAUAUGUAUUAAGUUACGGACGAAAUAAGAAAAAAAUUAAAGAGAAAAGUUAAUGGAAAUUGAUGUCGAAAGAGAAAAUGAGAAACAAAAACCAAAAAACACACACACAGAAGCAAUUCCCGCGGCUUAAGUUGAGUAGUUUUAAUGCAACAAAAUAAAUAUUGAAUGAGAAGCGACGAGUUAGUGUUUAUAAAACGCAAUAAGCGCAAUAAACUUAAACUGAACAAAAACAAAAAAAAAAAUGAUACACAAAUAAUAACAAUUAUGAUAAUAAACUAAUGAAAUUAACAUAAUGCGAGUAUUGCUUAAAAAUUAUGAUGACACAGAAAAGGUAUUUCUUAUAAUAACAGAAAACGUAGCAAAAGUUCUCACAAAAAAUUAUAGAUAAACAACCACAAAAUGAAACGAAUUGAAGUGAAGAAAAGAAGUAACGGAAACGAAACGAAACAAAAUGAAACUAAGCGGCCAAAUGAAAGAGAAAGAGAGAAGAAUAAGAAGAAGAAGCCAAUUUUUAACUAUGCUUGCGUCACAAAAAAACGGAUGGAGAAGAAAGCUUAACAAAUAAACAAGUAAAAGACACAGACACCCAAAAGAAGAAGAAGAGACAAUGCCAACGCAAUAAAUGUUAAAUCGAAGAAAGAACACAGAGAAAAGAGAAGAGAAGAGAAGCGAAGCGAAAAAGACAAGCGAACUCGACUCGAGGUGAAAAGUUAGCGACUAGCGCAGAAUACGCGAUAUUUUAAUAUAAAACAAAUAACAAAAAAACAGAAAAAAAAACAAUGAAAGCAUUAAUGAUACCAACAAAAAGAAAAAACUAGUUAAAAAUGCAACUAACUCAAGCUAAAAAAAAAAAAACAAAACAAAAAAACAAAACUAAUUUAUCAAAACUGCUAAAAGCUAAAUUACAAAAUAUUAAAGCAGAGAUAAUACGCAACAACAAAAAAAAUAAAUUAAACACAAAUAUGAGAAUAUAAAAAUACCAUAUGCAAGAGUAUAAUGUUAACAAAUAACACGCAUACGCCGCAUAACACAGCACAGCAAAAACUCCCAAACAAAAACCAAAUUUUUUUUUACAUGUUUUUCCAUUUUUUUUGCUACACUUUUUUCAAUUGCGUCCAAAAAGAAUGAAAUCAAAACGAGAAGGAAAACGCGAACGAACUGAUUUUUGUUGUUUUUGUGGCUUUGAAUUCGUUGCGUUUGCUUCACGUUUCAGACAACAAAAAAAAGAAAAACCUUCCUUGAAAACCUUAAACACGUACGUCCAAAACUUAUAUUUAUACAAGCUCACGGCAUCGAUGUCCCCCUCUAUGCUAUAUAAUGCUUAUGGUGUGUGUCUGUAAGACACACGAACAGAAAGAAAGGAAAGAGAAAGAGAAAGAUAAAGAUAAAGAGAAAAAGAAAGAAGAGCGCUGCAAUUUGGCAAUUGGAAAUGGAAAUGCAAUUGGUCUUCCUCUGGCUAAGGCAGGCGGCGCAUAUCAUCAAUUGAUUCUUGUUAUUAUUACUAUUAUUUAGUCAAGUGAAUGAUGAACGUAUUAUAUUAUAUACAUAUACAUAUAUAUAUAUAUAUAUAUAUAUAUAUUAUGUAUAAAGACAUAUGCUAUAUACAUAUAUACAAGUAUAUUUCCCCAAAAAAAAAAGAAAUCCAUCCAAGUCGCCAUUUGCACUUACUGCUUAGUUUUGUACAUACAACUAGGACACACACACACACACACACAUACACUCCACACACACACAUACACUCCACACACACACACACGCAAAGUACUUCAAGUAGAACAUGAACAUUCGGUUGUAACAUUGGCCCCCCACAAACAAAAAUUCUGAAGGCCACAAUCAAAGUAAGCCCAUAAAAGAAUAUUAAAAACGAAAAACUUAAAAACGAAAAAUGAUGAUAACUUUACUGAACAUAAAACUAACCAAAAAAAAAAAAAAAAGACAAAAGAUAAGAGCACGAAAUUCGUAAUGUUUCUUGUGUUGUGUAGCAGGCAAAAAAAAAAAAAAAAGAAAUAAAAUAUUAAAAUGAAAAUCAAACUUCGGCUUGCCGAAGCUGACUAAUUAGCUAUUUUAUCUUAUUCUUAUUCAAAUUUUUUUUUACUGUUUAUUUGUUUUUUUUUUUUAUGUGUAGAAAUGUAUUUGACUUAUCAACUGACUAAAAAUGGCAUCCAUCCAAAAUUUAUGUACUUAAAGUUGAACUUUGAAAUUGCAGCAAAAAUGCAAUGGCGAAAAAAUAAUAUUAAAAUGCAAAACUUAAUCAAUUAUUAUAAUUAAAAUACAAUUAUGCUGCAAUUUAUACUUUGUUUUUAUUACCUAAUUAUGUAUGUAUGUGUAUUGUAUGUGUAUGUGUGCAUGUGUGUGUGUGUGUGUGUGUGGAUAAUUUAUGUUAAUUUGUUGUCGGCAAAAUUAUAUAAAUAUUUUAUAACCAAAUGACAAAAAACGUGAACUUUAAAACAUAUUUUUCUCGCUUUUUGUUUGUUGUUCGAUUUGCUUUUUUGCAUUUAACAUAUAUACAUAUAUGCAACUGCAAGAGGCACAUCAUUUCGUAUGUAAAUAAUUUGAAAGCGACGUAAGCUAAUUAAAAUAAAUACAAACGCAAUUAAUAAUAAUUAUUGAAUAAACAUCAUAAUUGAGUUCACAUAUUUUGGGCAAGUUAAUUAAACGAAAAAAAAGAAGAAGAAAAACCAAUUUAAUGAUUGACAAAACAAAUACUACUAGUAACUUAAAUGUUGUACAUAAAUCGAGAGCUAGCUUAAAGAUAUGUACUUAAUUUUAAUGAAAUUAUGUUGAUUACACAAGAAGCCUAAACAAAGUAACUAAACAGCCAAAAUACGCAGAAAGCAAAGCGGAAGAUAAAAGAUGACGAAAUGAAAAACAAAAAAAACAAAAAUAAAUACAGCAAAGCAGAAUUUACAUAACAGAAAAGCCUAAAAAGAAUAAAGAAUAAAAAUAUUAUAAUUAUAUCGAUAUGCAAAAGCAGUAACUAAAUAUAUAAAUAUAAAUACAUUUUUUUUUGUAAGAUUAUAAUGUUUAGCUAAUAAACUGACAGCAAAUGGCAUAAAUACACAUAAAUGAUUAACAAAAAAAACAUAAAAAAACAAAGGGCGAGCGCCAAACAAUUUUAAAUUUAUGCAGUUUUUAUAGAAGUUAACAAAUGGCAAAAAUACAACAACAAGAAUAAAGAGAUAAAGAGAAUUACGAUAAAUACAGCAAAGCGCAUGGCAUAUUGUAGUAAAUAAUUAUAAAAACAAAAACAAAAGCAAAAACAAAAAAGAAACUUACUUGCAUAAUGUUUUUAUUAAAGAACAACAAAUGGCUGACAAUUUUAAAUUUAUACAAAUGAUGAUGAAAAUGCAAAAAAAAAAAAAAAAUAAUUAAAAAUAAAAUAAAAUAAUUAAGAAUUUAUUCAUGCACGUGCAAAUUAUUUAAUAUAAAUUAUUUACAAGAAAACUCACACACAUGAAAUAUUAAUGAAAUACAAGUAAAAUAAAAUGAUUUAUGUACACACACACACACACACAUACACACACACACACAGAUAAACGACAUUCACCUUAGCGUAAAUUUAAUAACAAAGCUAAAAUAAUGAAACACAUUUCUUGGCGCUUUUUACUGAAAACCAUAAAAAAAAACACAUGAAAAACUGUGCGUUAAAAGCCUAAAAAAUGAAAUAAAGAAUUAAGAAAGAAAAUAUGAAAAUUAUAAAUAUUGUACUUGAACAUAUAUUUUGUCAAUAAUGUUAAUUAGCAACUAACAAAUGCAAACAAAAAAAAAACAAAAUGAAAAAUAAAAUAUAAUAAUAA
Messenger RNA from Drosophila sulfurigaster albostrigata, 16613 nucleotides. It is a transcript of the gene rg, whose product is annotated as neurobeachin. The record is from RefSeq and is a predicted model, not a curated record. Gene Ontology annotation, molecular function: protein kinase binding. The coding region runs from base 131 to 12334 and encodes 4067 amino acids. NCBI's taxonomy places the organism in Eukaryota, Metazoa, Arthropoda, Insecta, Diptera, Drosophilidae. The transcript is spliced from 31 exons. Gene Ontology annotation, cellular component: cytosol; membrane. Gene Ontology annotation, biological process: intracellular protein localization.